UGCACUUUGAAAAAUGGGCCUGACAGGAAUUUUCAUUAAAAAAUUAUUUAAUCUUGAAGCCCAAUUAGGUCAAUUAGUUUAACCCUAAUUUAUUUCCAACGAAGCUCUCGGCAGUCAACACUCACACUGUAGUUGAAAACGAUUGCUCCACCGUCACUCAGCCAAUCGCCGCCGCCGGCUCGUCACCGUAGCAGGGAUGGAUCGCUGAUAGCGGCAACGGUGGAUCCCCAUUUGAACACCGGUUCAACUCCAAUGGCAAAAACAGAAGGGAAUUCAUCGGGCCGUAAUCGCCCUUAUUAUUUCAGGGGAUGCAAAGGGAAGAAGAGUUCGACAAAUAUAGAUUCUCUUUCGGACGAAUUGGUGUUCGACAUUCUUUUAAAUCUCCCAGCCGAAGAUAUUUGCGAGAACGCCGUGCUCGUUUGCCGUAGGUGGUCCCACAUGAUCCGCACCCACGACUUCGUAAACGAACACAUUCUGCAUCAUUCAAUCCCGGGGCUUCUCAUCCUUGAUUAUAAUCGGGAGAAGAAGAAAAAUCCCUCGAUCUUUGUGGCAAUGAGACAAGGCCGAAUCGAGAUAUCUGAGUUCAAUUACAAGAUGAGGGGAAACAUUUUAGCUUGUUGUAAUGGUUUGAUACUCGAGUUUUACAUCUCGAAACAUGCGCUUGUGAUUACAAACCCUGCAACAAAGCAACACUUUGAUGUCCCUCGAUUCGGUCACCCGAACUGUUCUAGUAUGGCGUAUUCCGCCGUUUCCAUGAAGUACAAAGUGGUUCUCACUUAUCACCAUGGUGGUGACGUGUCCACUUUGCGGUGCGUUAUAGCGACGGUGGGAGUGGAUAAGUCUUGGAGGGAUGUUUGCUUACAACACUUAUCUUUCGAAGCAAAGAAUUACUUGUACAUGAAUCCAAUUACAACCGGAGGUUUUCUACAUUGGACGAGAAGACACACUCACACUUCUGUUGUGACUUUGAACGUAGAGACUGAAACUAUUACGCAGUAUCCCGUCCCUCAAGGACAAGACUAUGAUAGAAGGUACAAGUACUAUUUGUCGACAGGAAAAUCUCUAUCGUUGUUCAUUUCCAACGGUAGUUUUUCGAUGGAGGUUUGGGAGAUGAAAUCGGAUUCCGGAGAAUGGUCCGAGAUGUGCACCAUUGACUUGGAAUCUCGAAAGAACGAAUUUGAUAAGUUACGUUGUGGAAAGUCCCCUACGUUGUUCUAUCUCGCACCAGCUAGUUGGUUGAAAUAUCCGGAGGUGGUGGUUUUGCGUGUUUCACAUCCAAGCUGUGUUUGCAUUGCUUACAAUAUUACUACAGAUGAAAUCGACUUUCUCAAUUUGGGGUCUAACUGUAAUAAUUACGAAUUCGAACUCCAUACAAAGACCUUGGCGUGGUUGAAUUGAGGCUGGUCAAUUUUUUGUGUUUCCUUUUUCUUUUUCUUGGAGAACUAUUUUCUGAUACUCUUUU
Messenger RNA from Erythranthe guttata (spotted monkey flower), 1462 nucleotides. RefSeq lists its product as uncharacterized. Gene Ontology annotation, molecular function: protein binding. The record is from RefSeq and is a predicted model, not a curated record. NCBI's taxonomy places the organism in Eukaryota, Viridiplantae, Streptophyta, Magnoliopsida, Lamiales, Phrymaceae.